AUGACCUUCUCCGUCAAGUUCCAUCAACGUAACGGCUGGGCAGCCUUUGGAGUUGGAGAGACCAUGGAUCGCGCUUUGAUGUUUGUGUUAUGGCCAGGAGAACAAGAAGGUGACACUGUCUUGUCAUUGCGCUCGACAGUUGGACACGACGCACCACAUUCGCUCAAGAAUCAGAGACAGGUUCACGUCCAUAGGACGGAAGUUGAUGGGAAUGGCUUCCAUGUCCUGCAGGCCACUUGUUACUCGUGCGAGACGGUCGGUUUAGGUCCACUGAACGCUUCCAGCGAACAACAACCAUGGUUGUUUGCGAGCAGCUCUAUACAAAAGACCAGAACCAACGACCCAAACUUGAGGAUGGAUAUGCAUACAGAUUAUGGUCUCAAGUUCCUCAACAUGGCACAGGCGAUAUCCACGAACCAAGCCGAAGAGUAUCCAAUAAUCACUGGAGAUCGUUCUUCGACUCAUGCUCUGGGCUCUUCCGAGCUUCAUACACCAGUGAUCCGCUCCUCCAUCAACAUGUGGGACGCGCAUGGAGCGAUACUAUCUUUUGCAGUCGUUCUCAACUGUAUUGGAAUUCUCUUGAUCCGUAGCGGACUUAAGUGGGCGUUUCGUGGUCAUUGGCUGGUGCAAGCAAUCUCUGCCUCUGGUCUAUUAGUUGGCUGUCUCAUUGGUGUCAUAAAAAGCACACACCUAUUUCAGAUUGGAAGUUUCACGUCGAUACACAAGAUCAUUGGUCUUGCGAUCGCUGUCGCAGUGCCGGUUCAGAUCACGUUCGGUUACAAACACCAUAUGAACUACGUCAAGUACGGAGAGCGGACUAGAUCUUCCUCGGUUCAUGUUUAUCUUGGUCGUGCCCUCUUUCUAACUUUGAACCUCAAUGUCUUCCUUGGGCUUUUACAUGGAAAGAAGAGCAUCACGUUACGAUGGCUCUGGGCGAUGGUGGUUUCCAUUGAGAUGCUGGCAGUAAGUAUGAUGAUGUUUGCGAAGCGCACCGACAACAAGAAGGGCUAUGGGCAAGUGGAAGGCGAGGAAUUUGAUCCUUUUGUGAUUGGAGACGAGGAAGAGAAGCUGAGGGAUCCUGAAUCAUUCGACGAGGGAUCUAGCAAGGGCAGCACUGACUCCUAG
Molecule: messenger RNA, 1125 nt
Organism: Alternaria arborescens
Lineage: Eukaryota; Fungi; Ascomycota; Dothideomycetes; Pleosporales; Pleosporaceae
Exons: 4
Coding region: 1-1125 (374 amino acids)
Source: RefSeq, a predicted model, not a curated record